AUGGCCUCCAGCUACAUGUGCUCAGCCUGCUCACGCGCCCUACGCAGGUCCUCUACACCUCUAUUGCAGCAAUCGAACAAAUUAUCUCUCCGCCAAGCGCAUCGAACUUUCUCCACAACCACGCCAACCCUCUACCAUGUGUCACACGCCCAGUCGGCAGAUGUCAGACCAGAAGCAAUUAAGAAGCCGCAUCCGAGCGUGGCAUCAGGAGUAACUGGACUGGCUCAGAAGUUGCGUGAAAAGGCCCCGCUCAUGACCGAGACCUACGUCGCAUACGGCGCAACAAGAGACCUGAUCAAGGAAUGCACCAAGCCGGGCGAGUACAAAAUACCGCAGGCUCUGCUGAAAGGGGGCGAGAUCCCCGUCGACGACAAUGGCGUGCACCUGGGAGAGGGCGAGGGUUGGUGGUAUGACACCCUCGGACUGAAGCCAACCUUCUCCAACUGGGCGCAAAUCACCUUUAUCCACAUGUACAUGCUGCAAGUCCGCUUCCGCAUGUUUCCCCAAACACAUGCUCCUGUGUGGAUCCAACAUCUCACCAACCAUGCCUUUUACGCCGCCGAAGACCGUCUCGUAGUAUGGCACAAGUUCAAUGCCAAUUCCCUGCGCCAAAAGUACCUCAAAGACAUGUUUUCCCAAUGGCGCGCAGUGCUCCUGUCAUAUGAUGAGGGUCUGGUCAAGGGCGACGCCAUGCUUGCCGCUGCCAUUUGGAGAAAUCUACUCGGUGCCAAAGAGGACGUGGACUUUGAGAAGCUGGCCCAGAUUGUAGGAUACAUGCGGAGAGAACUGAAGAGGCUGGACAAUGCCACUGAUGACGAUGUGGCGAAUGGGCAGUGGAAGUUCCGCGGCAGUCCUGGAGACGAAGCAGGUCUCGUAAAAUCACCAAGUAGGCUGAUGGCGACCGAGACGGCCAAAGCUUGA
Molecule: messenger RNA, 921 nt
Organism: Bipolaris zeicola 26-R-13
Lineage: Eukaryota; Fungi; Ascomycota; Dothideomycetes; Pleosporales; Pleosporaceae
Exons: 3
Coding region: 1-921 (306 amino acids)
Biological process (GO): mitochondrial respiratory chain complex III assembly
Cellular component (GO): mitochondrion
Source: RefSeq, a predicted model, not a curated record